Molecule: messenger RNA, 7250 nt
Organism: Danio rerio (zebrafish)
Lineage: Eukaryota; Metazoa; Chordata; Actinopteri; Cypriniformes; Danionidae
Source: RefSeq, a predicted model, not a curated record
GGCGCAGCGCGUUCGCAGGUUACAGGAAACUAGCGUGGAGCCGUGUACACGGAAAAGGGGGUGUGUGAGGAUACUGGCAGCGUUUCAUGCAGCUCCAGUGGACACCAAAGCGGGACUCGCUGGUGUGUGCGUGCGUGUGUGUGUGUAAAGAGAGCUAACACACACACUCUCACACACUUAACAUUUGGACACAACAUGGCGAUGAGGCGCCGAGAGACACGACGACUCUUCCCCGACUAACACGACCACGUUAUGUUCAUAGGUUGGGGAAGCGCGCGACAAGGAAAUAAUUACGUGAAAUUACGCGCAACUAAUUAAACCUGAAGAGAUCUUUCCCCCUCCGAAUUCCAUUAUAUGCAUGUAGCUGUAGCGGUCAUAUAAAGCACGCACUGCUUUACCCCCGCUGCUGGAAAUCAAACGCUGUACAUGGCGGUGGAGAAUAUCUGGUUCUUCUGUCUACUUUCUCUGGGUUACUGUGGAUUAUCCGUGCAAGAGAAGCCUGUAUCAGUGGAGCUGAGCUGCGGUGCUGGCCCGGUUCAUGUGGUUUUGGAGCCUGAUCAACCUCUGCUGCUGGACUGCCAUCUGGGGGCCAGUGAGCCCCCGCUCAACGUGACCUGGCUGCGGGAUGGAGUUGUCCUCUCUGAGAGCCAGACCAUCCGGCCUCUGCCCAACGGCUCCCUGCUUAUCUCGGCCUUCUCCGCGAAUGGCCCGGCUCCAGCGGGUGUGGAGGGCGGAUACAGAUGUCUGAGUAGCAGCUCCGCAGGGGCUCUGACCAGCCGGACCCUCAGCCUGCAUCUCGCCAGCUUGUCCCGUUUCCUUCAGGAUCCUGAGCCUCAGAUUGUGCCUGUAGGUGGCACAGCCCGCUUUGAGUGCUAUGUAGAUGGCUUGCCUACCCCGAGUAUUACCUGGGAGAAGGACCAGGCACCCCUACCUGCACCCACAGAGUCGCUAGAACCAUCCAGGUACAUAUCUCUUCCUAACGGAGUGCUGCAGAUUUUAGAGGUCUCCAAAGAAGAUGAAGGCUUGUACCGUUGUGUUGCCUUCAACUCUGCCCGCAAGCGAUUCAGCCAGGAUGCUUCUCUCACAGUCAGCCCAGGUCUGUCUCAGGAGAGUGAGGUGGUGAUUGUGGCUCCGCCACAGAACUCUACAGUAGUCAUGGGACGUCCAGCUGUUAUGGAGUGCAUGGCUCAGGGUGAACCCAAACCCUUUGUGUCAUGGAGCAGACAGGAUGGCAAGCCUAUAGCUACAGAUGUUGUUGUUCUUGCAACAAACCUGGUGAUUCCUGACACCCGCAGUCACCAUGCUGGAGUUUAUGUGUGCCGUGCCAACAAACCUAAAACCAGAGAUUUCGUCUCAUCUCCUGCUGAACUCCGAGUACUAGCUCCACCCAUCAUCCUCCAGUCCCCAGAGGCGGUGUCUCUGUCCCGCGGGAACACAGCCCGGUUUGUGUGUAAUAGUUCUGGUGACCCUCCUCCUGCUCUGCGCUGGCUGAAGAAUGGAGAGCCGGUGCAGUCCAAUGCCCGGGUGAAGACCCAGAACCCUGGUGUUCUGCUCAUCAACCAGCUGCGACUGGAUGAUGCUGGAUACUACCAGUGUAUUGCUGCCAACAGCCUGGGCACGGCCUGCGCCACUGCCAAGCUGUCUGUGAUCGUGAGAGAGGGUUUGCCCAGCCCUCCUCGUCAUGUUUCUGCCACGCCGCACUCCAGCACCUCUGCGCUGCUCACCUGGGACCCUCCGGAACACAACAGUGACCAGAUCAUUGGCUUCUCCGUUCACUACCAGCGCACGGCAGGCUCAGACAACAUGGAGUAUCAGUUUGCGGUGAAUAACGACACCACAGAGCUGCAUGUGAAAGAACUGCUCCCUCACACAGCCUACACGUUCUAUGUAGUAGCCUAUUCGCCCAUGGGUGCCAGUCGCCCGUCUCUGCCUGUCACUGUGGAGAUGCUGGAGGAUGUUCCCAGUGCUUCUCCGCAGCUGUCCUUGCUGAGCACGUCUCCCACUGAUAUCAGAGUGAUGUGGCUGCCUCUGUCCUCACAGCUAAGCCGCGGAGCCAUCACUCGCUACCGCAUCGAUUAUAGAGCACUGGAGCAGGUGGAUCACAUAUACUCUGUGGAAGUGGGUGGAAAUGAGACGCAGGUGACUCUUAGGGAUUUGAAACCAAAUCAAGCGUACCAGCUCCGGAUUUCUGCAGGAACACGGGCUGGUUUUAGUCAGUCUUCUGAGUGGGCUUCACACCACACACCAAACCUUACUCAGGUGCUCUUUGCUCCCACUGAGCUCAAAGUGAGAGCCAAAAUGCAUUCCCUCCAUGUCACAUGGCAGUCGCCGCCCAAUCACACGCAGAUCACCGGCUACAAGCUUUCCUGGCGGGAGGCGGACGGAGACGAGCUGACCAAUGAGGAGAAGCCUGUGAUCAGCGAGAGGAUUCAGCAGAUCAAGCUGAGGAAGAGAAUUAAACAUCACGAGGUCACGGGCCUUGCUCCUGAUCGUCUGUAUGAGGUGAGGGUUUGGGCAUUUAAUAAGCAGACUGAGGGUUAUCCUGCUGUCUGGAAGGGAAGGACGGAGAAGCUCACACGAGUGCGCACGACAGACUCUCUUCCACCACUUCCACCCAUCAGUGUCAGAGCUCGAGCGAACAGCUCCACCUCUAUCUGGCUCCGCUGGGAGAAGCCACACUUCAGCAAUGUGCGUAUCAUCAACUAUACAAUACGCUGCAGCCCUGCAGGCAUUCGCAACGCAUCGCUGGUCUCAUACUAUACCAGCUCUUCUCAGGAGAUUUUGCUGGGAUCACUAAAGCCUUUCACCAGCUAUGAAAUCGCUGUGCAGUCUAACGGAGCUGAUAUGAGCGGCCCUUUCAGCAGCACAGUGGAAGAGUCCACACUUCCAGACAGACCCUCCUCUCCUGUGGACAUGCAGUUAAGCGCUCUGGACUCGUUCUCAGUUCUGGUGAGCUGGCGCCCUCCGCUGGAGCCUAAUGGAGUUGUCCUGACCUACUGGAUUCUUUACACCCCCAACAUCAGCCAUCCAGAUUACCAGUGGACAAACCUCACACAUGAUGGUUACGUGACUAGUGCAGAGGUGCCGGGCCUGAUGAGCGGGACGCGUUAUUAUUUUAAGAUGGGGGCCUGCACUGAGGUGGGAGUGGGACCAUAUUCACCCGUGAAGGAUGUCUAUACACCUCCCAAAAAAUAUGAGCUGGAUAUUCAUGCUGUGACUGGUAUCAUAGUUGGAGUGUGUCUCGGUCUGCUCUGCAUCCUGCUCUGCAUGUGUAUCAGCUUCCGCAAUGGAAAAACACGGGAUGUUACUGGUGGGCUUGACUCAAGCUCUUUGAGUCCUCAGUACAGGAAGGGUAAUCGUCCAGUGCCUGCUGCUUCAGCUGCUGCUGCUGUGCCCGACUGCAGUGACUGCCAUGAGCUGGAGACCCUCAUGCCCUCCAGUGCUCAAGAGCCCAGCAGACCCCUCACAGAGCCCAGCGAGGAGCACAGUCUCAUGGGUAAUGUAGGAGCAGCUGAUGAUGGCCUUGCAGAACCCAAGCCAGCCUGGAAUGGAUCAGUUAGUCGCAACUGGGCCAACAGGAUCACUCGAUACAGAGAUACAAUAACUGAGGAUUCUUCUGCUCUUAUCAAUGGAGCUCUGGAGGGACCUCCUUCAGAAAACAAUAAGAGUGGACACGUGGAGAGGUUGUAUUCCCUCAGCAAGAACCAGGUGGAGGCUGAAGUCAUCGUGCAUUCACAGCUGUCCAACGCAACAGUUGACCAGGGGCCACAAAGCGACAUGGAGCUCUGUCUGGAGUCUCCAUCUUCCCAGCAGCCUUCUCCUGGAGAGAAGGCAACUCCAUCAAGCCCUCACAGUGAGGACAACCAUGAGACUCAAUCACCAUCCCCAACCCCCAGCACUCACAUCUCUGAAGUACUGUCCAAUCACAAUGGACCAUUCGAGAGUGGACCGAUCGGUGCCAAAAACCAAGGAGUGGGGCUUACGAAUGGCUUCCACUCAUCCAAACCCCUUCGGUCAAAGGCAGAGACCCUGGAGAACGGGGCCCACAGACUGUGUCCCACAGGAAAGGUCCUGCCUUCACCGGGUCUCCCCGCUUCCCCUUCAUCCUUCACCAGCUCUGGCCUUGUGCAUUCUACCUCAGGGGCGCACAGCUAUGUGUACCCCUAAGCUGGAGGGAAGAGAAAUGUAAUAAAAGUUGUUCUAGGACAACAGAGGAGGCCAACCAAGUGGCACCUUCCUGCUGGAGAAGUUGCCAUUUUUUUCUUGUAGCCACGCACGCCUCCUCUCUCGGCUGUUUUAUUGCAACCUUUUGGUUCCAUUAUUUUAUAUGUAUGUACAUAUAGAAUAUUUUUUUAGCACUAGUAUCCAUGGAUAUGCAUUUUAUGGCAUAUCAGUGGCACACUUUAAUCCCUCUUUGUGUGCAUGUAUUGAAUGUGCUGAAGUGGUUUAUAUGUUUACAUGCACACAUGAAGUCGGAGUGUUCUUACUCUGAGGUCGAAGGAUCCUAAAAUCAGCCCUGCAUACGGAAACGUAACUCAUUCAUGGGAUUGAUCUGAGAUCAGUGCUAAUGGUUGAAGAUCCAUUGUGUCAAAGAAGAUUGCCCUGCCACAAAGUACCACCUCCUGCUGUCUCAGGGUUGCCACACAUACACAAACACACACAAAUCUGUGCAUUUAAAAUGUUUAGUUUUUUUUUUCUCAACAAAACAAAACACAUUUUGAUGGGAUAGUUAACCCAGAAAGGAAAAUUUGCUGCUAAUUUCAGGCCAUCCAGGAUUUACAGUAAGAGCAAAGGCCUCUUUGCAUUAUGCUUUCACAUAUGGAUAAUGUGAAGUAUUCCUUUUGGAAACAGAAAUGUGUGCACAUCUAGGAUUCUUAAAGGCAGGUGCUCGAUCAAAAACACAGUGGCAAAAGUUUGAAAGAAAACUGGCACACUGCCACUUUAGCUUUCAAAAUGUUUUCAUGUAACAACAUUUGAACCUACAUGGUCUUCAUCAGGUUAAAAAAAAAACAUGUUACAAUAAAAAAGAAUUGAGAGCUAAAGUAUUCCUUUUGGCUCGCUGCUCUUCAAAAACAAUGAAAAUGCUAAACUAUGGCUCAGAGUGGCUGUAGCUCAUUAAGAGUGUUAAAUAGCCCUAUUUAGUCCCCAGUAAGGAUAAACAUAUAUCCUGUUUUUUCCCAGAAAAGUCCCUUAUUUUCCAGGACUAUUCCUCCUUUUAGCUCUACUGCGAGAAUGGUCUAGUGAAAGGUAGGCUAACCAGCUUGAGCCAAUAGCCUAGUGAUAAAGUGCGCUGACUUGUAGCACUGAGAUGCUCACAGCGACCAGAGUUUGAUUCCCAGCUUGAGGUCCUUUGUUGAUCCUUCUCCCCCCUCUCCUCCCCAAGUAUUCCUGUCUCAUCUCUGCUGUCCUAUUUAAUAAAGGCGAAAAACCACUAUAUAUAUAAAAGGUAUGCUAUCCAAGAUCAUCAUAGAACAAAAAAAUUUGAUUCAAACAAUAUCCGUUAUUAACGUGCAGUAUGAGAUCUCAGGAUAGGCGGAUUUAUGCAGAAUGGACUCAUAACUGAAGCGCUGUCUUGGCCACCGCAGCAUGGCAGCCUUUAACAUUUUAAAAGUUCAAAUAAAUUUUGUAUGCUUGUACAUCUACUUUAAUAAAAUAGAAAACAUUUAUAAUAAUCAAAUAUAAAUGAAGUGGAAAUUGUUUAUAUAAUAACAUAAAUUACCAAAUUAAUAAUAUUAAUAAAAUCGAAAAAAAGCUACUUUUGUGAGGCGAUAAAAUAAAUUGGGCACUUGAGUUUAUAUCUACAGCCCCAGGGCCCAAUAUGUUCCUAAUCUGGCUCUGCUUCUGACUUUCUACAAAUUUUGGUCUUGUGAGCAGCAGUUUACAGCAGGCUUGCAUGAUUUUUUAUUAAUUGUAUUUUUUAGCAUCAGAUACAUUUUCUUAUGUAACAGCCAACACGGAUAUUUCAAUGCCCAAAACUAUUUCUUUGAUUAUGAUAAAGUGGCAAAGCAAAUAUUCAUGGAAAGGUUUGCUUUCUAACUGGUUCAGUUAGAUUUAAUUCAUAACCUACUUUAUUUACCUGAGAUAGAUACUCCACACAAUGGACCUUUUGACAACUAACUAAUGGUGUUUAAAUGGUCAUUUUUGCAUAUGAUGAGCUUAGUUAGCCUACCUUUGAUUAAGCGGUCCUUGUGGAAGAGCAGAGAUACAGGAAUAAUUAACAGCAAGUUUUCAUUUUUGGCUGAACUAUCCACUUAAAGGGAUUGUGGUCCCACAAAUGAACAUUUUAUUACGCUCACCCUCAUGUCAUUCCAAACCUGUACAUAGACAACUUUUUUGAAAUCUUUCAUUUUAUGCAGGAAAAAAAUAACAGUAAUAGUAUAGAUUUGCAACGACUUGAGGGCAAGUCAACUUUCUCUUUAGCCUGAUGAGAUCAGUUCAUCUUCACAUAAAGUACAUGCAUGCAAACGCAAACCUGAAUACAAUACAAAUAAAAACACACAUUCCCUGACUGGAGCGCAGUGUCUCAGGAGUCUCAAAUUCAAGGUGCAUUUGUAUAUACAAGAUUGCUGUAUCAAAUUCAUGUAGAAAAAAACAACAAAAAUGACGAAAAAAAAAAAAAACACACCAAGAGUCCAUGUAGAUUUUCUAUCAUUGCAACUCUGGGUGUACUUGUAAAGACACAUCACACUGAUUCAUGCUCCAAGAUUUUCUCAGUCAACAGCACUACCUCAUUUCUUUACAGGAUUGUGUUUUUUUCUGUAUGAUUUUAUGAGAGUAAUUUAGAAGGCGAAUUCGUUUUUUAACGCCGUCUGAUUCAUAGCCUUUGGAUAAUAGCAGAAUCUACUGCCCUUCUCACUCUGUGUCUGUGUACUUGUGUAAGGGUUACUGAAGCCUUCUGGUUAUUAGCCUGUGUGCAAGCAUGUGGUCAUCCGCUUGUCUAGUUCUUUGGUAUUGGGGAAAAAAAAAAAAAAACUUGCAAUAUAUCCUUCAGAUGUGAAGGGAUAUAAACGCGAUGGAAGGCUAACCACAAGGUUUGUGUCCAUAUGAUCUACCUGUUGACAUGCCAGUCAUCUCUGUUCUCAGGAACUUCUAUGCAGGGAGUCUGAGAAGAACAUUUUCAGCCAAACUAGCAAAUAGCCUCCAUCUCUCAGACAGGUCUCGUCCCGUACUAUAUUCUUUGUCUUCUGGUUGUGCGCCUGUCACCAUCUAGGGUUCAUCCGAAACUGUAAAUAAACUGUCCUCCAUGCAAA